Aethina tumida (small hive beetle) is the source of this 693-nucleotide messenger RNA. RefSeq names its product E3 ubiquitin-protein ligase RNF115-like. The coding region runs from base 231 to 629 and encodes 132 amino acids. NCBI's taxonomy places the organism in Eukaryota, Metazoa, Arthropoda, Insecta, Coleoptera, Nitidulidae. The transcript has a single exon. The record is from RefSeq and is a predicted model, not a curated record.
AAAUUGAUAAACUUAUUGAUAUUUUGUAAUAUUUCUUCGACGAGAAAGUUUUAUUUACUGCUGACAUUAAUUUGUUUUACGUUGGCAGUUUUUAUUGUCAACUUCCCAUCAAUUUAAUUUCAAUCGUCAAUUAAUACUGCUGCACGCAUCGAAAACCGCUCCGACAAACUUAGAAUAUUCAGUCAGUUUUCGAUUCGAAUUUUGGAAGACCUAUUUGUAAGCGAUUAAACAUGGCUGCAUCGGGCAAUUCUACCGUGCAGUUGCCAAACAAAGGAUUGACGCCCCAAGAAAUAGAAGCUAAUAAGGUUGUUCAUGUCACAGAGGACCAAGUGAGUGAAGGGACGCAAUGUUCAAUUUGCCUUGAAAAAUUUAUCCUGAACGAGGAAUGCCGUGAAACAUCAUGCGGCCACUUAUACCACGGCCAUUGCAUUGGUCAUUGGUUGACGCUGACGACAACCUGUCCCUUGUGCAGAACGGAUUUGAGGGAUAGUCAGAGACCAUUCACCCCGGUCCGUUUGGAUUUUUGGUUUGAAGACGGAAGCGACUACGUUUCUGAAGGCUUCGUCAGCGACACUAGUGACAGCGAUGGCGACGAAGUAAAUAUCCAAGUCAACAUUGAUAGACGUUAAUGUAAACCAUUAUAAAUAUAUUUGUAUGGCCCCUAACCAUAAAAUAAAAUUUAUUUAAAAUGUU